Colossoma macropomum (tambaqui) is the source of this 1901-nucleotide messenger RNA. RefSeq names its product claudin 7a (gene cldn7a). The record is from RefSeq and is a predicted model, not a curated record. Lineage: Eukaryota; Metazoa; Chordata; Actinopteri; Characiformes; Serrasalmidae. Gene Ontology annotation, molecular function: structural molecule activity. Gene Ontology annotation, biological process: bicellular tight junction assembly; cell adhesion. Bases 322 to 954 code for a protein of 210 amino acids. The transcript has 4 exons. Gene Ontology annotation, cellular component: bicellular tight junction; plasma membrane.
AGCAGGCAGGUUAUUUUUUUUCCUAAAUAGUCAAUCCAAGGGGAGGAUGCUAUUGGGCGUGACGUCCCAAUUGCGCUCCAGUCCCAUUAUGACGCAGGAGCUCGCAGCACGUUCUCCUCCAGUCUGCGCAUCCUCCUCCUAGAUCAGCGCUUAGCUGCAGUUACCUGGUCCUGCAGUCAGUCGAGAGGCUAAUAGCUUAACGUUCCACUCUGACGUGACUGAAAAAAGUAAAGCUGAAGAGUUUUAGCAGCUUUCUUACUCAGCCUGCAGCUUUUUGCGACUUUCUGCUAAAGCGUCAGGUGUUUUGAUUUGAACUCGGACAUGGCUAGCUCCGGAGUCCAGCUGCUGGGCUUCUCCCUCUCUCUUGUUGGCAUCUUGGGGCUCAUCGUGGGGACCGUACUGCCCCAGUGGAAGAUGUCCGCCUAUGUUGGGGACAGCAUCAUCACCGCCGUGGCCACGUACCAGGGGCUCUGGAUGUCUUGCGCCUUUCAGAGCACCGGCCAGCUCCAGUGCAAAAUCUACGACUCCAUUCUGCAGCUGGACAGUGCCCUCCAGGCGACCCGCGCUCUAAUGAUAGUGGGCAUCAUCGUGUCCAUUGCUGGGCUGGGCGUGGCUUGUAUGGGUAUGAAGUGUACCACCUGUGGAGCCGACGACAAAGUGAGGAAGGCUCGCACCGCCAUGACCGGAGGCAUCAUACUGCUGGUGGGAGCCCUCAGUGCGAUUGUUGCAUGCUCUUGGUUCGCCCACAAUGUGAUCCGUGCUUUCUACAACCCCUUCACCCCAGUCAACACCAAGUUUGAGUUUGGUGCAGCCAUUUUCAUUGCAUGGGGCGGAUCUUUUCUGGAUGUUCUUGGUGGAGCAAUGUUGGCUGCCUCCUGCCCUCGGAGCAAGCAGGUAUCCAAGUACCCCAAAAACUCCGCUCGAGCUCCCAGCAGCACCAAGGAGUAUGUGUGACUGCCCUCAGCUGGACAGACAUAGGAACUGCAUGUGACAAAGGAUCCCCUGUAAAGGAAAACUGGAGUGGGCCUGAUGGAUUGAAUUGAAGUAGGUUGGUGGACAACAUGUUUAAUCCAUAAAGAGAGAACUGUGGAAAGUGUUCGAUGUCAGAUGUUAUAUGGUUAUACAGUUUACAUUUUGUAAUGGCCCAAGAUAAAGUAUUAUUAGAUGUUUGAGUGUUACUGGGAACAGAAAAAAGCUCCCUUUCACAGGGAGCUACUGUAUCCUACUAGCUACUAUUUGAGCAAGUCAGACUUGAGUUGAUUAGUGAGGGCUGUUUAGGCAUAGAUGAUGUGAUGAAUUACUGUCGACUCUAGAGGGCAUUACAGGCACUGCAGUUACCUAAAAGGGAAGAUUUCAGAAAAAACAGCAUUGUGCAGUACGAUAAAUAGCCUAAAAAGAAGUAGCCACAUAUGUGAAGCUCUCCAUUUAUAUUUUUUCAAAUAAACUUUGAUGCAUAUUCAGCCAAAACCCUAGACUGUCCAGCAGAUGAGGAAAUAGGGAACAUUCCUACUGGGCAGUCAUGACUUGCUUAAAAGUAGUGUGGAAUUUCCUCUCAGCUCUGCUCCACUCACAAAAACAUAAACAGCCUUAACAUCACGCAUAUGGUAAGACUAAUAUAAUUACCAGGUGUAAUUAUAUUCACUGAGGCUGGUUAUUUUGAUAACAUCCCAACAACUUGCAGGCUUUUACAUUAGAUAAUUACAGGUGGAUAUAUGUAAUCAAGUGGUGUCCUGUUUAUGUUAUUUAGUAAAAGCCCUGUUUUUAGUGAAUCAUAUGCAAUGGAUGGUUACAUUGCUCCGUGUUGUUUUUUUAUACUUUCUUCUGUUUGUUUAUUCACUGCUUCAUGCAUACCAUAUCAUAAAAUGUCCCAAUGCACAAUAAAAAUCCUUAUUUCUUCAUAA